AGGAGUUCGCAUCUAUCUGCAAGAGGUCGUGCUUUUGACCCACAGAAACUUACGAGUGACCUUGGUCGAUGCAUUUAGUGUUUUAAUCAGUUGGAAAAACCUGAGGGUGCCUUUGACAAAUUUUUUUACUGAAUCACUUGAAAACUGUUAAAACUUGUGUCUUUGAACAGGAAAUAUAACUAACAGUGACUUAAAUAGCUGUGGACAUUAUGUAACGUGAGCAAGAAAUUCUUAACUGGUCCAGCAAAUGAAGUAAUAAUCUGAGGGACGAUCGCCACGGCUGAACACGACCCAAAAUGGCUGUUAUGACAUCAUGCUGUUUCUGUUUCUCGACUCGCACAGGCACCAUUGCUUUGGGGCUCUUGUCUCUGGUGACAUCCUUUUGUACGUGCGUCGGUCUCUGCUUCGCUCUCAUCAAUGUUGACAUCCUGGCUCACGACAUGAAACAGGGCCACGACGACUACAAAAUCUCACUCGACAGGAACAUGACAGAGCCCAGAUACAAGAUCAUCGACGACCUCAUAGGAGUCAGGGUCAUAUACGAAAAUUUAAAAGCAAUCAUCAUCGCACUUAUCGUCUUCUAUGCUUUCUACACCUUCGCUUCACUCUUCAUGACCUACGGUUCAUGCACGGGCCUACGGAAGCUACUCCUCCCUUGGAUCGUCUUAGAAUUCGGGUUCUUCGCCGUGCAAGUUGCAAUCAUUAUCAUCCUCUUUGUGUACGGAAAGAACGACCCCACUCUCUCCAAGGGCGGCGCUUACAUCAUAGCCGGUAUCCUCAACAUCAUAGGUUUCGUGAUCCACGUGUACUGGUGGAUGUGCCCCGUCGCCCACUACCAAACCCUGACCGAAGAGACCAUGAUCGAGGCCCUCGUGCCCCCGAGCCACCCCAUGUACCCGGAGGCCUUCAUGAAGUACUGAGAUGACACCGGAAUCCGGCAAAGACGCCCUCCGCCGGGGAAGGAAGGGCAGCUGGAUUCCGAGUGAAGGAUUCUCGAAAAUUUUGGAAACGAAGAGGGUUUGGGACACUGUGAGCUUCGUUAGGGGCUCGACAGGGUUGCAUGAUGGUGGUGCAUUUUCAUGAAACGUGGUUAUAUAUAUAUAUAUAUAUAUAUAUAUAUAUAUAUAUAUAUAUAUAUAUAUAUAUAU
Messenger RNA from Macrobrachium nipponense, 1148 nucleotides. RefSeq lists its product as uncharacterized. The coding region runs from base 297 to 920 and encodes 207 amino acids. The transcript is spliced from 6 exons. Lineage: Eukaryota; Metazoa; Arthropoda; Malacostraca; Decapoda; Palaemonidae. The record is from RefSeq and is a predicted model, not a curated record.